AAAAGAAAGCAGACUAACAUGUUUAGAUCUCCUCAGAGGAUCUUUUUGGAGGGUGUGUUUCUUGACGCCGAAAUACAAGCAGCUGCAAAAGCUGGCGCACUUACGUACUUACUUGCUGAUCGUAUUUCUUUGAAAAGUAUACAUACGCUGCUCAGUCUCGACAUCAGCACUAAGCAACAACUCGCAGCACAGCGCGCGCAAUGGUGCGGUGGUACUAUUAGGUGCUCAACAGCGCUGGGGGCUUAUGCGGGACAAGGUGGUGGGAGUUGGUUGGCGUUGGACCUGUGCCUGCUUGCAAUAAAUCGCGACCGUCCACCUCCACCACGCGCACGCGUGUACUAUCCUUCGCGUCGUUCGGAGUUAGCUGCUGCGCUGGUGGAACAGAAUGACGACAAUAUCGUCUCCCCAAGAGGCGCAGACCAGCGGUGGAAGGCUUUCCUCAAAGGAUCGACGGCCCAGUCUGCACGCGGACGCACUGCAGGCCGGGGACGGGGCGUCAAUAAACGACAAGAAAUAUCUGGCGGUAAUGUUGAAAACUACGGGUUGGCUUUGACUGUUUCGUCAUUAUUUGCACAUGGAAGUGCGUGUGAUACUAGAAGAUGAAGUGCCUAAUCGCGCCUGAGGACGAGAGAGGCCACCUCGUUUUGCCCACCACCGGCCCAAUCUCCGUCCGCCGCCCAGUCGGUCUUACUGCAUGCCAGGUCAUGCGCCCGCGCUUUUUCGGCAUGCUGCAAACGCAGCCACUGCGAUUUUACAACUUGACGGUUUGAUGACAAGAGCAGAAGACAAGAAACGCGCGCCCCGAACCGGCUAGUUUGCUUGGUGGACCACCUUCGUAGAAGACACUCUUUGCCUAAGCCUCUAGAGCUAGCAACCUAUUAGAUCAUCAACACACAGGGGGAACGACGGCUGAGCGUCACAAGCCUGAGGUUACGAAGCGAAGUCGAAAUGUGGCUCAUGGAGGAGGUACGGAAGAAUAUUUAAAGUACGUUUAGUUAUUAAAAACAAAAUAUUGUAUGUUGCCCAUGCCCCUCCUGAUCGCGACUACGGGUCAAUGUUCUUUUUCGACACAUGAUGUUGAUAUCCUGCGCAACACCAGGUUCCAAAACUCUUUGGCGUUGA
Messenger RNA from Amoebophrya sp. A120, 1122 nucleotides. NCBI's taxonomy places the organism in Eukaryota, Dinophyceae, Syndiniales, Amoebophryaceae. The record is from the annotation of a GenBank genome assembly.